Messenger RNA from Exaiptasia diaphana, 1485 nucleotides. RefSeq lists its product as uncharacterized. The record is from RefSeq and is a predicted model, not a curated record. NCBI's taxonomy places the organism in Eukaryota, Metazoa, Cnidaria, Anthozoa, Actiniaria, Aiptasiidae. Bases 1 to 1434 code for a protein of 477 amino acids. Gene Ontology annotation, molecular function: oligosaccharide binding. The transcript has 4 exons.
AUGACAACAAUCUUCCUCAAAAUACUGCUACUAUCAAGUCUACAACUCGCGAUUAAGUCCAAAGACAUCUUCCAUGGAAAACAUCUCAAGGGGCACUCCUAUAACAACAUCACCACUGAUGAUCCAGCCAAGUGCUACCAUCACUGUGUCCAAGAUUGUCGUUGUAAGGCGUGUCAGAUGAAAGAUACAAGAUGCGAGUUGCUGGAUGAGGACAAGACUUCCAAGGUUAAUAACUUUGUAGAUGAACCAGGAUACGUGUACUUUGAWCUCAAGCAUUUUUUUUACAAAGGGAAAGUUAUGAACACCGAAUACCUUGUCCUUGUGGUGCUUCUUUGUAUUAAGGAAGCCACAAGCGAAUCUCAUUKCGUUGGCACCUGCUAUUCUGGACGACUUUUCCCAGAGCCCCAAGACAUCUUCCAUGAAAAAAAUAUCAAGGGACACUCCUACAACAACAUCACCACGAAAGAUCCAGCUAAGUGCUACCAUCAUUGUGUCCAAGAUUGUCGUUGUAAGKCGUGUCAGAUGAAAGAUGCAAGAUGUGAGUUGCUGGAUGAGGACAAGACUUCCAAAAACUUAACAGAGGAGCAAGGAUACGUGUUCUUUGAUCUCAAGCAAACAAUUUUUAAGGGGAAGAAAUCCCACAUGGUAAAGCCAGGUGUUUGCUAUAAUGGYUGUUGUCGAUCCCAGCCUUGUAUGAACGGAGGGGCAUGCGUAGAACAUUGCAACUCACCAAAGGAGAAAUUCACGUGUAUAUGUCAGAAAGAGUAUAAAGGUAAAAUAUGCCAGGAAAGAGUUUCAUCUUGUAUGGAUAUUUUAAUCKCUUCUAAAACAACACCACAAAAAGGUGUCUACUGGAUUAAAAGAGAUGACAAAGGGAACAUUGUUAAAGUAUACUGCGAUUUUGAUGGGAACAGGGCGUGGACCCUCAUCGAAUCGUUCUCUCGAGCCGAAAUGCUUCGAUUCAAGAAGAGACCCUUCUUUAUGGACUUCUCUGUGAAUUUGGGAAACCCAGACRGUUGGGAUAUGUAUCGCAUAAACUUGAACAGAACUUGGUACUUUCACUCCAAAUCCACCUUGUUCAGAGCUACUUGUGACUUCCAAGACAGAGACAUCCUGACGCCUGACCUUCUGAUUGGCAGAUUGAGUGAAGUGGAUAUUGUAAACGAGAAAAAGGUUAACGAGUGUAGGAAGUACUUGUUCAUCAACAUCGUGGGGCGCAGCUGCACUGACUGUACAGCGUUUACAUCUUCUGGAAAUCUUGAAAUGCAUACUCACCUUGAUGUCACUUCUAAUCAAUGUGACUUCAAACUUAAUCAGAACUAUAUCAAGGCCAACACUAAAACCUUUGGAAACUAUGAUAUUUUCGAUGAAAGAUUCAAAUGUACGGCAGCCACAAAGUCUACUACACAAUGGUGGUUAGGAGAAGAGAAAUAAUCAAAAUACAAUGCAACACCCCAGUCUACCACACAGUGGUGGUUAGGAGAA